Molecule: messenger RNA, 2690 nt
Organism: Cephus cinctus (wheat stem sawfly)
Lineage: Eukaryota; Metazoa; Arthropoda; Insecta; Hymenoptera; Cephidae
Product: serine protease inhibitor 88Ea
Exons: 5
Coding region: 486-1868 (460 amino acids)
Molecular function (GO): serine-type endopeptidase inhibitor activity
Source: RefSeq, a predicted model, not a curated record
GGCACAGAGAGGCUCUAUAGUCUCUACAGUCUAUACGAAGACUAUCCAGCAUAUAAAGCAGCCUGCAACAGCGCAUUCCCGUACAGUUGCCAAUACAAAGCAGAAAGCGGCCGUGAUCGUGCUCGUCUUGACGUACGCGAGACUAAAUAACCUAAAAUACCAACAGCUUAAAGUAUAAAGAGAGAACUAUUAUUGAAAGUGCAUAAAAAGACAGUCGAAGGGAAAAAGAGAGGUGAAGGAAGGAGAGCCGUAACAUCUCGAAGAAUUUGAGGAGAGAAAAUAAUAACGAUAACGAAAAUAAUUAAUAAGCAUUUACGAAAUGACUUAUACGUUUUGUUUUAGCGACGAGCCUCAGCAGCACGUGUGAAUUGGAUCUGAGGAAAAAACGUAUCGUAAACUUUGUUACGUCAUCGGGACAAAAAAUUUCAAUCGAAACUCUACGCAGUUAUAAUCGUCAUACUUGACAGUGCCUUGAUCGCGUUACGAUGUUUGACACUUUGGGGAUGCUGAGGAUAGGCCUGUUGCUGCUAGGCAGCAUUGCAGCGAUGUCUUCGGCUCAGUGCUUAACCGGCAAUGAUCAACCGGAAACGAUGAAUCAAAAUGCCCACAAGGACAUAACGACUGCCCGAUUCAAAUUCGCUAUGGAUACGUUAUCGAAGACCGCUCAAAUUGAGAGCCAAGAUAAUAUCUUCUACAGUCCACACAGUUUGCACCAGGCGCUGUCACUGGCUUACUUUGGGUCACGUGGCACGACUGAGAGCUCGCUGAAAGCAGCACUGCACAUACCGGACACUGUCUCGAAAGUUGAUCUUCAGAGAUACUACAUCUAUGAAAAUUCCAUGAAGAUCCUUAGAGAGGCAAACUCGUCGAGCAGCUACGAGUACAAUAUUGCCAAUCGUAUAUGGAUAACAAACGCGCGAAAGGUCCGAACUUGCAUGCUAGACCUCUUCAGCAACGAACUGGAACAAGCUGAUUUCCGUGCGAACCCGGAAGCGGUACGUAGCCGCGUGAACGACUGGGUGAGCAACACAACAAAAGGACACAUCCGUGACCUCAUCCCGGCCGGUGGUAUCACCGAAGACUCUGACCUUGUUCUGGCCAACGCCGUAUAUUUCAAAGGUCUUUGGCACAGCAGAUUUGACCCUGCUAAUUCAAAGAAGGAUAUAUUUUAUGCUAGUGGCUCUAGAAGCACGUUCGUGACAUUUAUGCGUCAAAAGGGAAGCUUCAAUCAUGUUGUAUCCGAGGUUCUUGGAGCUCAUGUACUUCAGCUUCCAUACAAGGGCGAUGAUGUCUCCAUGUACAUCUUCUUGCCGCCGUUCGCAACCGCCAGGUCACUUUCCGACAAUCAGACUCCUAAUUCUCAGGCCGCUGAUCAGGCACGGGACGGAGUACGGCAAUUGAUCGAGAGGAUCACUACCACUAAGAAAGGAUCCGACGAGUUUUGGGAAUUGCUCGACGAUGGUAUGCCACCCAGAGAGGUCGAGGUAUCCUUACCCCGUUUCACAGUGGAACGAGAUCUGCCUGUGGGACAGCUUCUUCAUGCGUUGGGAGCUGGUGAAAUACUGAUGCCGGGUGUCUCCAAUCUUCGUGGCUUCCUUCAGGACGGCGAAGAGAAUCUUCAUCUGGGGGAUGCCGUUCACAGAGCUCGUGUCGAGGUCACUGAGGAGGGCACCACUGCUGCAGCUGCGACGGCCAUCUUCACAUUCAGAUCUAGCAGACCUGCCGAACCUGCUGUAUUCAACGCUAAUCAUCCGUUCCUCUACUUCAUCUACGACAGACCCACCAAGACCAUUCUCUUCUCUGGUGUCUAUCGUGUACCGUCGACAACUUCAAGUGAUUCCCCAGUAUCUACUACUGCACCAGCUUAACUCAUGCGUAUAUAAGUUUCUUUCUUUCAUUUUUUUUCUCUUUUUUUUUUUGUACUUUUCAUCGAGAUACACUGACCUCAUUACGGUGCUUACGAACAAAUGGAAACGUGCGGUGGUCAUAAUGAAGGAUCACGGGAAAAUUUGUGGCGCCACUGUCGCAUCGGUACUAAUCCGUAAGGAGCAAUAAUAACGUUCGGACUGAAGUACAGAAAUAGUUGGGAUCUGACAAUGGGAUCUAAUCAAAAUUUGUAUGUUAGAACGCUUGUUUUUUUUAUUUAUGUUUACAUGGGAACAAAGGCCGUUUCAUUGGCCAAUGACAAUAAUCCCUGUAAGACUUGAGCAUUUAGGAAAAGCUACUUGUUUCGCGCCGUAUUUCGCGCGACACCUCAGUAUGUUAUAUAUGUUACUUAUGAAGUUAUUAAUUUAUUGACUACUCCAGGGCUGUUGGAUUUCGAGGAUAGAUACUGAUUAUUCCUAUUCGCAGAGACUGCGCUUAGGGGUUCUCGUACAACGAUCGUUACUUGAUACGUGCGUGUCGUUUGAAAUCAUUCUGAGAUAUUUGAAUCCUCUGUCGAUAUUCGACAAUCACCCAUUAUGAUUUUAACAGUUAUUAUAAGACAUACAUACUAUUAUUUAUAGUAAUUCGUUUUAAACACUUCGUAUCUGUGUUGCAUUUUUUAUUUAAAUUUAGAAUGCGUUUAAAUGUUGCAAAAUUGCGCAAUUAUGUAUCAUGCAGUGUCUUUAUGCAUAUUUGGGGUUUACGAUACGAAGAUACUUUUAUUUUGUAUUAACGUACGAAAUAAAGACGUUUAUUUUAGGAAA